CUCCGUCGUGACGUCAUUUACAAGGGACUCGCUAAUAUCUUGCUAUAUUUGUCCGAUUAGCCGGUGUCUCCGUUACACGUUAAAUUUGACUUUAUCCCCCUUAUACACUAGGAGACACCGUUAGCUUAUGCUAAGUAGUUUUUAUGUAUCGACACCCGAGUGUAAAAUAUGCCAGUUCAACAAGAAGCCCGAAUAACCCCAUGUUUGUCCGACCCCUGAGUGCAGUGGGCUCUGCUCCAGCUGCUGCUGCUGUUUGGAGACAGUGGUACUGGAGAAAUACAUCUCCAUUCAUCACCACCAGAAACCCCUUCACUUCCCCUAGACCCUUCUGUCCCUUCCCCUGGACUGAGCUGCCCAGCACUGAUCACCAAAGACACCUCCAUCUUUCAGCUGGUCUGAUGAGACACCCAGAUUCAGAGCCUCCUGUUAAAAGGAGAAGGAGUUUGGAGUGUGAGCGCACAGGUGAAGAUGUGCAGCACAGCUCUAAACGCACAGCUUCACGAGAGAGAAGAGAGUCUGUUCCUCCUGCAUGGCUGCACGACGUUCCUGAUGUUCUACGUCCUCCAAGGGAAAGUUCUCCAAGCCUCGUUAAAUCAGAGUUAAAGAGGCAGUGGGAGGAUCUUACCGAAAGCCGUGUAAUCAGAAGCGACGGUCCCUUCGAUUUCUCCGUGAUGUCCUACAAUAUUCUUUCUCAAGAACUGCUUCUCAGCAAUCCAUACCUUUAUAAACACUGUCACCCUCAUGUGUUGGGGUGGCGUCAUCGGUUCUCCAAAAUCAUACAGGAGCUGGAGCAGCACGCUGCAGAUAUAAUGUGUCUGCAGGAGGUACAAGAGGAUCAUUAUCAGAAGCAGAUCAAACCCAGUUUAGAACAUUUAGGCUACCACUGUGAGUACAAACGCCGGACUGGUCGCAAGCUGGACGGCUGCAUGGUAGCUUUUAAGAAGUCUCGCUUCGCACUCUCCUCGUCUCAACCUGUGGAGUUUUUCCGACAUGGAAUCCCCAUCCUGGACCGGGAUAACGUGGGACUGAUUGUGGUACUUAAACCCGUCGGCGCAUCACAGUCAGAACACAAAGUCUGCGUGGUCACCACUCACCUUCUGUACAACCCGCGUCGUGGUGACAUCAAGCUGGCACAGCUGGCACUGCUGCUGGCCGAGACCAAUCGCAUAGCACGGCAGGAGGACGGCACGACCUGCCCAAUACUGCUGUGUGGUGACUUUAACUCGGUGCCUGCAAGUCCUCUCUACACCUUCAUCACAGACAGUAAGCUGCAGUAUGCAGGCAUUCCCAUCGGGAAGGUAUCGGGACAGGAAGAAAGCCCUCGAGGACAGCGAGUCCUCACCUCACCCUUGUGGCCCUCUAGCCUCGGGAUCUCCCACAUGUGCCAGUAUGAAGGCCAAGCUAAGGAUCCUGAUGUGAAGAAACCAAAAAAAAGCCUGAACAAAUCCAGCAUUGAACAUGUUCUUAAGCUGACCUCGGUGUACUCUCACUACCUGAAAGAGAGCGGCCAUCAAGAAAUCACCACCUGCCACUCACGCACAGCCAUUACUGUCGAUUACAUCUUCUAUUCACCAGCACAGAGGGACGAGUCUGGCUCGAUGGAAUGCAGUGCUGCACCACAGCGAGGCCUGCAGCUGUUGUCCAGGCUGGCCCUGGUCAGCGAGGCCGAGCUGAAGGAAGUGAACGGUCUGCCUAAUCAGCACCACUCGUCCGAUCACCUCCCUCUCGUCGCCCGCUUCCGCCUGCACUCCUGAGCCUCAAGGCUUCACGAUGCCGCGUCACAAACGUGCAUCAGUUGUGAUGUUGCAGACAGGAGACAAACUACACGAACAGGUUCUACACCAGUCACUUCGUCUCACAGUCAGAACACGACGUGUUUGGAGUUUGUUGCGUUCGCUUCUCAUUUUUACCACCGACACUGACGAGUAAGCGAUGAGCGACGACUGAAACACGACUCUACUUUUGUUAUUACCGGAAUUUCUUCUAAAUUCUCCCAUUUAUUAAUAUCUGAUUUUAUUAAAGAUUACUGAUAAUUUAUUAAACACGAAUUAUAAGCUGGUUUCUUAUCUACAUGUGUAAUGCAUACACUAAAGCUGCAGCUGAUACGACGUACUAUUAGGGUAAAGACACGUUACGGGUAUUUUAUUUCUUAAAUAAAUGAAUCCUAGCCAAACGUGAACAGAAUAAAAGGGACCCCGCAGCAGGUCAUCAUCGUAUGAGAAACUGUGUUCUUUAAAGUUUCACCUCCUCCGAAGAAUAACUUUUGUCUCCUGGCUUUCUUGCCCCAGAACCUGGAAAUUAAAGACCAAAUGAUCUCUAAAAACAGAUCUGUUUACCAGAUAGUUGUUCUAAAUUCCACAUGACAGAUCUACGGAAAAAUUGUAACUGAUUUUAAGUUGUAUUUUUGAAUAAAUCAUAUAUCAAUUGGA
This is a messenger RNA of Tachysurus vachellii, 2429 nucleotides long. It is a transcript of the gene angel2, whose product is annotated as angel homolog 2 (Drosophila). The transcript has 10 exons. Lineage: Eukaryota; Metazoa; Chordata; Actinopteri; Siluriformes; Bagridae. Gene Ontology annotation, biological process: 3'-UTR-mediated mRNA stabilization. The record is from RefSeq and is a predicted model, not a curated record. Gene Ontology annotation, molecular function: 3'-5'-RNA exonuclease activity; mRNA 3'-UTR binding. Bases 144 to 1754 code for a protein of 536 amino acids.